AUGCCACCAACUUUACCAAAGGAUUCAGAGGAGGCAAAAGCCGUCGUCCGCGAAGUGCGACAAAAACCCGAUAAUAAGGUGUGUUUUGACUGUCCUCAGAAGAAUCCGAGUUGGUGCAGCGUAACAUAUGGCAUUUUUCUCUGCAUGGAUUGUUGUGGUCGACAUCGUGGGAUGGGCGUUCAUAUUUCAUUUAUGCGUUCCGCCGAUCUCGACGCGUGGAAGCCGGAGGAGGCGCUUCGAAUGGCACUCGGUGGAAAUGCGGCGGCUGCUGCUUUUUUUCGUCAAAACGGCUCCACUGGUGACCCGCGGCAACGCUACACGAGUCAAGCGGCACAAAUGUACAAGAGACAAUUGGAUCGCCUCGUUUACAAUUGCAUUAGUGGAAGUAAUGGAACUCCAAAUGAAUUGGUAGGAUCAACAGGAGAAGAGGUGGAGGUGACUCGAGUGACGCCUUCAAGCCCAAAACGGCAGCAACUUGAAAAGGAAGAUGAAAUGAAAAUCAGCAGCCCCGUGGCUCAGCCAUCAGUUGUGGCCAUAUCCACUAAAACAGGUGUUAAACAACGUACAGGUGGUGGUUUAAAGAAAAAGGGGCUCGGUGGUGCGAUGAAGGUGGAAGGGGAAUUGACAGAAACAAUGCAACCUGUACCUCGGAGUCUAAUCUGCGAUGUAGUGGAAAGUGAUGAGUCUCACAAUCAUAAUUAUAAUUAUAACUAUAGCUAUUAUAGAAAUAAGAAGGAUAGUGAUCAUAAUAAUAAUAAUAAUGAUGAUGAUGAUAAUAAUAAUAAUAAUAAUAAUAAUAGCAACAUUAGUAGUGAUAUUGCUCGGUUGCGUGGUUGCAUGAGUAACCACAACCACAACCACAACAGUGACAGCACAACAGACGGAGCAUGGAAGAGAGGAAUAGAUGCUGUUGGAAAUGGAGAAGGUGGAGUCGAAGGUGAAGGCAAUAAAAACAACAAUAAAAAUAAAAGUAAUAAUUAUGACAACCGUAAUGUCACUGGUGUGCUUGACGCCUACGCUGAUAAUUGUACGAGUCGUGUGCCUGAUUUUUCAGGUAUGGGCUCACAACCAUAUGAUCCCCGUGAGGCUGACAGCGACACGAGUAACCGAUAUUUUAACAGUGUGGGAUUACAGGACACAUUAUGGCAAGUGUCGGAAGCGUGGGAUUCUUUCAGAGAAAAGGCGUCACGCUCGGGUGAGCGGCUUGGUAAUAAAGUAAAGGAAUUCCUUGAUGAUCUUUAG
This is a messenger RNA of Trypanosoma brucei brucei TREU927, 1242 nucleotides long. RefSeq names its product ADP-ribosylation factor GTPase activating protein, putative. Lineage: Eukaryota; Euglenozoa; Kinetoplastea; Trypanosomatida; Trypanosomatidae. Bases 1 to 1242 code for a protein of 413 amino acids. Gene Ontology annotation, molecular function: GTPase activator activity. Gene Ontology annotation, biological process: COPI coating of Golgi vesicle. The transcript has a single exon. The record is from RefSeq and is a predicted model, not a curated record.